Molecule: messenger RNA, 7572 nt
Organism: Saimiri boliviensis boliviensis (Bolivian squirrel monkey)
Lineage: Eukaryota; Metazoa; Chordata; Mammalia; Primates; Cebidae
Gene: AFDN
Product: afadin, adherens junction formation factor
Biological process (GO): regulation of protein localization; signal transduction
Cellular component (GO): adherens junction
Molecular function (GO): cell adhesion molecule binding
Source: RefSeq, a predicted model, not a curated record
CGGAGGCGGAGGCGGCCGGCGCGGGCGGCCAGGGGCGCCGGGCCCCCGCGGACCUGUCGUCCUCGGCCGGUCCUCCGGCCCCGGCCCCGCGCGGCUGAGGAGGCGCGGCCGGGACCAUGUCGGCGGGCGGCCGUGACGAGGAGCGGCGGAAGCUGGCCGACAUCAUCCACCACUGGAACGCCAACCGGCUGGACCUGUUCGAGAUCAGCCAGCCGACCGAGGAUUUGGAGUUCCAUGGAGUAAUGAGAUUUUAUUUUCAAGAUAAAGCUGCUGGAAACUUUGCAACAAAAUGUAUUCGUGUCUCUAGUACUGCCACCACUCAAGAUGUAAUCGAAACGCUCGCAGAGAAAUUUCGACCUGAUAUGAGAAUGCUGUCCUCUCCCAAGUAUUCACUCUAUGAAGUGCAUGUCAGUGGAGAAAGAAGAUUGGAUAUAGAUGAGAAGCCUCUAGUUGUACAAUUGAAUUGGAACAAAGAUGAUCGGGAAGGCAGAUUUGUGCUUAAGAAUGAGAAUGAUGCCAUUGCUCCUAAGAAGGCUCAAAGUAAUGGACCUGAAAAGCAGGAAAAGGAAGGAGUUAUCCAGAACUUCAAGAGAACUCUCUCAAAGAAAGAAAAGAAGGAAAAAAAGAAGAGAGAAAAAGAGGCGUUACGACAGGCGUCUGAUAAAGAUGAUAGGCCUUUCCCAGGGGAGGACAGUGAAAAUUCUCGACUGGCUGCUGAGGUUUACAAAGACAUGCCUGAAACCAGCUUUACACGAACAAUUUCUAAUCCUGAGGUGGUCAUGAAACGGCGGAGGCAACAGAAAUUGGAAAAGAGAAUGCAGGAAUUUCGGAGCUCAGAUGGGCGGCCAGAUUCAGGUGGAACAUUGAGAAUUUAUGCAGAUAGUUUAAAACCAAAUAUUCCGUACAAGACAAUCCUGCUGUCUACUACAGAUCCUGCAGACUUUGCUGUUGCCGAAGCUUUAGAGAAGUAUGGUCUGGAAAAAGAAAACCCUAAGGAUUACUGCAUAGCCCGGGUUAUGCUUCCUCCUGGAGCCCAGCAUUCUGAUGAAAAAGGUGCUAAAGAAAUUAUUCUUGAUGAUGAUGAGUGUCCUUUACAAAUCUUCAGGGAAUGGCCAAGUGACAAAGGGAUUUUAGUCUUUCAGUUGAAGAGGAGGCCACCAGACCACAUCCCAAAGAAAACGAAGAAACACUUGGAAGGGAAGCCAACCAAAGGAAAGGAGAGAGCCGAAGGGUCUGGCUAUGGCUCCACCCUUCCCCCGGAGAAGCUGCCCUAUUUAGUAGAGUUAAGCCCAGGGAGAAGGAAUCACUUUGCCAACUACAACUAUCACACCUAUGAAGAUGGUUCUGACUCCAGAGAUAAGCCAAAGCUUUACCGCCUUCAAUUAAGUGUUACUGAAGUUGGGACAGAAAAGUUGGAUGACAACUCUAUCCAGUUAUUUGGCCCAGGAAUUCAGCCCCAUCACUGUGACCUCACCAACAUGGACGGAGUAGUCACUGUGACGCCCAGAAGUAUAGACGCAGAAACCUAUGUGGAAGGCCAGCGCAUCUCGGAAACCACCAUGCUGCAGAGUGGCAUGAAAGUACAGUUUGGGGCGUCCCAUGUAUUUAAGUUUGUGGACCCCAGUCAGGAUCAUGCUCUUGCAAAAAGAUCUGUGGAUGGAGGCCUGAUGGUUAAGGGCCCGAGACAUAAAACUGGAAUUGUUCAGGAGACAACUUUUGAUUUAGGAGGAGAUAUUCAUAGUGGGACAGCAUUACCGACAAGCAAGAGCACUACUAGGCUUGACAGCGACAGAGUGUCAUCUGCCACCAGCACAGCUGAGCGGGGGAUGGUGAAGCCAAUGAUCAGAGUAGAGCAGCAACCAGAUUAUCGCAGGCAGGAAAGCAGAACACAGGAAGCUUCUGGGCCUGAACUGAUACUGCCUGCAAGCAUUGAGUUCAGGGAAAGUUCUGAAGAUUCAUUCUUAUCUGCGAUUAUAAACUAUACUAAUAGCUCUACAGUCCACUUUAAGUUGUCCCCUACAUAUGUAUUAUAUAUGGCAUGCCGGUAUGUAUUGUCCAACCAGUACAGACCUGACAUCAGCCCUACAGAGCGCACGCACAAAGUCAUUGCAGUUGUCAACAAGAUGGUGAGCAUGAUGGAAGGCGUCAUCCAGGAAGUAGACCAGGUUGACCAGAAACAGAAGAAUAUUGCAGGGGCACUUGCCUUCUGGAUGGCAAAUGCAUCUGAACUUCUCAACUUCAUUAAGCAAGACCGAGACCUUAGUCGAAUCACGUUGGAUGCCCAAGAUGUUUUAGCACAUUUGGUUCAAAUGGCAUUUAAAUACUUGGUUCACUGUCUUCAAUCAGAACUUAAUAAUUACAUGCCAGCCUUUCUAGAUGACCCUGAAGAGAACAGUCUGCAAAGACCAAAAAUAGAUGACGUGCUGCACACGCUCACAGGAGCCAUGUCCUUGCUACGACGCUGCAGAGUCAAUGCCGCCCUGACCAUUCAGCUCUUCUCUCAGCUCUUCCACUUUAUCAAUAUGUGGCUGUUCAAUAGAUUGGUGACUGACCCAGAUUCAGGGCUGUGCUCACAUUACUGGGGCGCGAUCAUCCGUCAGCAGCUGGGCCAUAUUGAAGCAUGGGCUGAGAAGCAGGGGCUGGAGCUGGCUGCGGACUGUCAUCUGAGCAGGAUCGUGCAGGCAACGACUUUGCUUACCAUGGAUAAGUAUGCACCUGAUGACAUUCCAAAUAUAAACAGCACCUGCUUUAAGUUAAAUUCACUGCAACUUCAAGCCUUAUUACAGAACUAUCACUGUGCACCUGAUGAGCCUUUUAUCCCAACAGAUCUCAUAGAAAAUGUAGUGGCCGUGGCUGAGAACACUGCUGAUGAGCUGGCCCGCAGCGAUGGCAGGGAGGUGCGGCUGGAGGAGGAUCCUGACCUGCAGCUGCCUUUUCUUUUGCCAGAAGAUGGUUAUUCCUGUGAUGUUGUCAGAAACAUUCCAAAUGGUUUACAAGAAUUUUUAGACCCACUGUGCCAGAGAGGAUUUUGCAGGUUAAUUCCUCACACACGUUCACCAGGUACCUGGACCAUAUAUUUUGAAGGUGCAGAUUAUGAAAGUCACCUUCUGCGUGAGAACACAGAGCUGGCUCAGCCUCUGAGGAAAGAACCUGAAAUAAUCACUGUGACCCUAAAAAAGCAGAAUGGAAUGGGCCUCAGCAUUGUUGCAGCAAAGGGUGCUGGUCAAGAUAAACUAGGAAUCUAUGUGAAGUCGGUUGUGAAAGGAGGUGCUGCAGAUGUGGAUGGACGUCUAGCUGCAGGUGAUCAGCUCCUCAGCGUGGAUGGACGAAGUCUGGUUGGGCUCUCUCAGGAAAGGGCAGCAGAACUCAUGACAAGAACAAGCUCUGUGGUGACACUGGAAGUAGCAAAGCAGGGUGCCAUCUACCACGGUCUGGCCACCCUCCUCAAUCAGCCAUCCCCCAUGAUGCAGAGAAUUUCAGAUCGCCGUGGCUCAGGUAAACCCCGACCAAAGAGUGAAGGCUUUGAGCUCUAUAAUAAUUCAGCUCAAAAUGGGUCUCCUGAGAGUCCUCAGCUGCCUUGGGCAGAAUAUAGUGAACCAAAGAAAUUGCCUGGUGAUGAUAGACUGAUGAAAAAUAGAGCUGAUCACCGUUCCAGCCCCAACGUAGCAAAUCAGCCUCCUAGUCCUGGAGGGAAAGGUGCAUAUGCCUCUGGAACAGCAGCGAAGAUAACAUCUGUCUCUACUGGAAACCUCUGCACCGAGGAGCAGAGUCCUCCGCCUAGACCUGAAGCCUACCCCAUCCCCACUCAGACGUACACCAGAGAGUAUUUUACCUUCCCAGCUUCCAAAUCCCAGGAUCGGAUGGCUCCUCCUCAGAACCAGUGGCCAAAUUACGAAGAAAAGCCACAUAUGCACACAGAUAGUAAUCAUUCCAGUAUUGCAAUUCAGCGUGUGACGCGUUCCCAAGAAGAACUUCGAGAAGAUAAAGCUUACCAGCUUGAGCGGCAUCGAAUAGAGGCGGCCCUAGACCGCAAGUCCGACAGUGAUAUGUGGGUAAAUCAGAGCUCCUCACUGGACUCCAGUACAUCUAGCCAAGAGCACCUGAACCAUUCCUCUAAGCCGGUCACCCCUGCUUCCACGCUGACCAAAAGCGGCCCUGGCCGUUGGAAAACACCAGCAGCUGUACCGCCCACCCCUGUGGCCAUUUCCCAGCCCCUCCGAACAGACCUGCCUCCGCCACCCCCGCCACCUCCUGUCCACUAUGCUGGUGAUUUCGAUGGAAUGUCCAUGGAUCUGCCUCUCCCACCACCUCCUUCUGCCAACCAGAUAGGACUGCCAUCUGCGCAGGUGGCUGCUGCAGAACGGAAAAAGAGAGAAGAGCAUCAGCGCUGGUAUGAGAAGGAGAAGGCCCGCCUGGAAGAGGAGCGGGAGAGGAAGCGGAGAGAGCAGGAGAGGAAGUUGGGCCAGAUGCGUGCUCAGUCCCUAAAUCCUGCUCCGUUUUCUCCCCUGACCACACAACAGAUGAAGCCCGAAAAGCCUUCCACCCUCCAGAGGCCCCAAGAAACCGUCAUCCGGGAGCUGCAGCCUCAGCAGCAGCCCCGCACCAUCGAGCGCAGGGACCUGCAGUACAUCACAGUCAGCAAAGAGGAGCUGUCCUCAGGGGACAGUCUGUCCCCUGACCCGUGGAAGCGCGACGCGAAGGAGAAGCUGGAGAAGCAGCAGCAGAUGCACAUCGUGGACAUGCUGAGCAAGGAGAUCCAGGAGCUCCAGAGCAAACCGGACCGCAGCGCCGAGGAGAGCGACCGGCUGCGCAAGCUCAUGCUGGAGUGGCAGUUCCAGAAGCGACUCCAGGAGUCGAAGCAGAAGGAUGAAGAUGACGAGGAGGAGGAGGAUGAUGAUGUGGACACCAUGCUGAUCAUGCAGCGCCUGGAGGCUGAACGAAGAGCGAGGUUGCAGGACGAGGAGCGGAGGCGACAGCAGCAGUUAGAAGAGAUGCGUAAACGCGAAGCCGAAGACCGAGCGAGACAGGAGGAGGAGCGCCAUCGGCAGGAGGAGGAGCGAACAAAACGAGACGCUGAAGAAAAGAGGCGACAGGAAGAAGGGUAUUACAGCCGCCUGGAAGCUGAGAGGCGCAGACAGCACGACGAGGCGGCACGCAGGUUGCUGGAGCCCGAGGCGCCCGGUCUGUGCCGCCCUCCGCUUCCCCAGGACUACGAGCCCCCAUCCCCGUCCCCCACGCCCGGCGCCCCUCCCCCGCCUCAGCGAAACGCCUCCUACCUCAAAACACAGGUCCUCUCCCCUGACUCGCUGUUCACUGCCAAGUUUGUUGCGUACAAUGAGGAGGAGGAGGAGGAGGACAGCGGCCUAGCAGGACCAAACUCGUACCCAGGAUCUACUGGGGCAGCUGUUGGAACCCAUGAGGCGUAUCGGGAUGCAAGAGAGAAGCGCCCAAAAAGCCAAGAUGCAGAUGUCCCUGGAAGUUCUGGAGCCCCCGAAAACUUGACAUUCAAGGAACGCCAGCGUCUUUUUUCACAAGGUCAAGAUGUAUCCAAUAAAGUGAAAGCUUCUCGUAAAUUAACAGAACUGGAGAAUGAACUGAACACAAAGUGAAAAACAAAUGAGGAGGACACCUUGUCUUUACCCAAAAUCUUCUCAGCUGUGGGUGUGUAGGUGUGAAUCUAAGAGGAAAGGGGAGGGGGGUUAUAUUUCUAAGUGAUUUAUCAUUUCUGUUUCUACAAUUGUUGGGAUUUAGAAAUGUUUUAAUUCCAAGAAAUUUUAUUUUACUUUAUCAUGAGGUUGCCAUUUAUGUAAUUUAAACACUUGUCUAAUACCUUAAUUAUCUAACUCACAUGAAGAUAAGUUUUUUGUUGGUUUCUUUUUUGGAGUCUUGAGUUCAAAGGGGUCAGCACUAAGGGCAGGAGGGAGAAUGGGUGUGUCUUCGUCCCAUCUUCCCUCCGUCAUCCCCCUGAGGAGCACAGAGAAAUUCUGUUUCUGUUCUUCCAGAAACUUCAUUCUUGCUGUCAAGCAGACAAUAGCUUGAACUCUUCUGACUCUGGUUGGCUCUGUUUAGUAGUGACCACACACUCUUCUGCCCAAGAAACAACAUAUGACGACAUGCUCCUCUCAUGUCCCCUGACCCUGAUCGUUCUAUUCUGCAUCGUGAAACGGUUUAGGCCAAAGCUUCCUGUGCAGUGAUGCACACCCAAGACUUCCAUCUCAUUCCUCGCAAAUCUGAGCUCUCAUCAAUUCUAAAUAUUUGAUAAUUUUUAAUUCCGAAUGAAGAAAAUUUUGAGGAUUUAAGCUUAGGGGAUUUUAUUUUUAUAAAUACCAGAUUAUUGUUAGACUUAAUAAAUCACUGGUGAAUUUGAAGAUGACAGUUACAUUAGAAAGUUAAUGCUUCAGCUCUGCCAAGCCGUCUGUAAAGUCUCAUUUGAGCAAUGUUCAUGUGACUGGGAAUGGCAGAGAAUGGGAGGUGAGGAGGGACCCUCAAGCACAGCUGUCACUGAGAAUAUUACAUUUGAAGAAGAAAUAGGUUUUUCAGCUGUAUACCAUCAGGAAAAGGAAGGAAUUCAACCACAGGGCAUCUGUAACUUAAAUAUUGUAAGAAUAACUCAUAUGGAAGUUUGAACUAUUUUUUUACACUAUAAUAGAGUUAUUUAAUUUUAAUUUGUUGAAUUAUUAGUUACCACUGUCAUUUCUUCAGCUAUAGAUAUGUGGCUGAUGUUGGGGAGACGGACCUCAGUGUGUUUUAUGUUGUCUGGUGUUAAGAUAAUAAAUUACUUUGUGAUUACAAGCAAAUUUUUUAUUCGACAAAGCCCUCAGUGGGGUCCAGAUGAUUUUUCUGUACCAUAUUGUUCUCUUACACAUAAAUAUGUUAGGGAAAAACGCACACUUUCAAAAAGAAACAUAGGGGCUUUUACUGCCUUAGAAAUCACUUUUAAUAAGAGUUGUAUGAUAAAUCAUUAAAAUGCGAGUGUAAAUAUUUUUUUAUGUCUAUCAGGGUUCUCAUUUGAAAGUGUGCUCUUACUGUUUCCUUGUUUGAGUAAGAGAGUGAAAUGGUUCUGGGUGUUUCGGAGGGACUUGCUUGCUUGUGGCAGAAGUUCUAGGAAAAGCAGGCGCCUCCCAAAUACCUUGAGAACACUGGCGGCCUUAGGUGACUAAAUCCACACUUUCUUAAAAGAGAUGCAGAUGAAUUACUUUUCUGUUAAUAUAUAGAGAAAUACACAUGACGACAUGCAAAUAUGUGUAAAUAUCUACAUACAGGGAUAUUUCUAUGUGUGGUUGUAAAACCCAUCAACAAGUGGAUUUGGCCAUCUUUGGGCAAUUAGGUCAAAUGUGAAUAUGUAUAAAAGUGCUUUUCCUAACUGCAUUACUAUGGAGAAAACACCCACACUGCUGUAGUUUCCACUUCUGCUGUAUUUCAGUUGCAAUCUAUUUUUAAUAAACUUGGUAUGUAUUUAAGUGUAUUUGCUAUUGUUUUGAAAGUGCUGACGAAGUUUAUAUUUGUAACAUCAGCCUUCCUCGCCUGUCACUUUCCAUCUGUCUACUGACAUUAAACACUUACUGAAUAUGA